Molecule: messenger RNA, 2124 nt
Organism: Lentinula edodes (shiitake mushroom)
Lineage: Eukaryota; Fungi; Basidiomycota; Agaricomycetes; Agaricales; Omphalotaceae
Exons: 4
Coding region: 1-2124 (707 amino acids)
Source: RefSeq, a predicted model, not a curated record
AUGGACCCAGAAGAGUCCAAGGUCCUCAAUUUUCAGUAUGCCCAUUGGCCAGAAUUGCGCCUUUAUGAACAAGAAGAACAUCAAGCCCGAAGCGAGCGCUCACAUCUCAUCACUUCGACCUGUGAAGAAGGUCUUGCUUCAGUCACGCUAUGCCCUCCAGAACAUCACUCAGCAGAAGAAUCUUCAGCGGUUAACGACCCUGAUUACUUCCGCUACUACCACAUGUAUCGAUUCUUUAUGACCAUUCAGGGCUUUUUGCAAGGUGAUUUAGACUUGACCGGACGCCACCAGCAUAGAUUGGACCGACUCAAACCUCUCUGGAAGCAAUUUUUUGAAGAUUUUCACGCACUGAAAAAAUGCGCGCGUGUCUCUGUCAUUGAAUAUCAAGAUCAUGAUGGUCAAAUCGAACCCGGACUUUUCUACGACAUUGGUAAGGACGACUGGACCUCGUUCCGGCUUAAAUGGAGAAUUCCUCGCGUUAUUCACUUUGAUGAUCUGGUCGUGGAGGCAGAUUGUUUGAGUAAAUACUACUUGCUAUAUCAAGAUGGUCCGAAAAUCCAGAGGCUGUGUCUACUGGGCCUUCCGGUCGAAAUACUUGAUCAUAUCUGCUCUGUUAUGCUCCUCCGUGACGCACGACUAUUUUCCGCUUCCUGCAAACGACUCUAUACGAUAGGACGCCAGUAUAUCUUCCAGAAAUUGGUGCUUGGAGUCCGACGUCCAAGAUCUUCCGAAACUCGACGACUAUAUGCGUCAGACUCUGCCGAUAGCGUUGACCAUCCACUAAAGAUUUUACCAAGUUUGGCGCUCGAGGCACGGCAAGAUUUCAUUGAGGCAUGUCAAAACUUUCAAUCACAACCCUCAAAGGCAGGCUGGACAAGGAAGCUGUCGUUUCGAAAUAGUUGGCGGACGUUUACCCACAACACUGAUGGAAGUCUUUCGUCGGAUAUUCUUGAUCCCACAUCUUUCUAUUCUCCUAUCCUUCCAGCCCUUGUUCAGACACUAGGCGUCGUGAGAAAUCUUCAAAUCUUAGAACUAUCGGACUUGGAUCUCACCUCCGAAUGCUUUGUCGCGAUUUCUCAGCUGUCUUUCUUACGCAAUGUGAUCCUCAGUCGGUGCAUACAAACUGAGAAUUUGACGGAUGCGAUUAUUGGCGACGUCGUGCAGCUGCCAAGGAGUCCUCAAGUCAAACUCUUAGACCUCGGCCUGUAUUCCCUUGAACAUGAUCAAUCCGAGGAUGGGCUUACUUGGUUGAUUCUUCUCAUUUUCCCUACGUUGACAACACUUCACUGUGCCAAUCCUCCACAUGACCGUUUAAACACACCUCUCAUCCCUGUCGCUUUGUUCGAAAAUCUUCCGAGUUCUCUGGAACUGUUCACAACUAUUCAAACCCUCUUCCUCACUCACUUCCAUGAUAUACCGUUCUUUGCAGACAUGUUUCGGCUCAGUGGCGCCGUGUUCAACAGGUCUGGUUCUCCGCUACCGCUCACCCACCUUAAGAUCCAUAGUUGCUGGGGUCAAUCGGACGAGGUUUAUAUGGACCUUCUCGCUGCACUACAUUCAGGGUCUGCUCGUCUGAAGGCCCUCAUCCUCGAAGGUCUCCAAACUGCUGGUCUCGCCCUGUUCGACUGUAUAACGGAGUAUUUCCCUGACCUUGUUGCACUGGGGCUCGUCCGGAGAGAAAAUGCUCGGCAGCACACAUACAAGGCAUGCCCAUGGCCUCACCCUACAUGGGAGUAUGCACGAUAUUGUUCGAGGUUCAGAAAGCUCAAACAUUUCAGUUGGAAUUCGAGGUUCAAUGCCGACAUGCUUCCCGCCAUGCUACUUGUAUUUGAGAGGCAAGCAAAGCUUGCCGUCUUUCACUCUUCCACGGAGCUAGCCCAGAUCCUAGAGAUGGAUACAGAACUCCGUGCUUUGGAGGAAGAAGCGGAGUACGGUAAAUAUGACACUUAUGGGAUGAAUGUUGCCAGGCUGUUCAGUGUUCAUUGUCCGACACUAGAGACAUUUGGGGAUGGGUAUAGGACAUGGGGUGGCAUUUGCAUCUCAAAGGAUGAGAAAGGCAGGGCGCGAAUUGAAAGUGAGUUUCCACAGAGGUAUUGGUGGAAUCCAAGGGUAGAUACAAUGUAA